AUGUUCUCACUGCGGAAGGAAAACAAUGAUUCUGUUAGGAAUGAUACUCCCGAGUUUAAGAAGGACCCAAACCCUAAAGGGACCGUGAAGUCAUUUGUCGCCGAAUCUCCAUCUGCCAAGUACAUCUUGGACAGUCCGAAACGCGACACCGUCGAAGCAGACUUGUGUCGGCAAGAACCAGAUGGGAGUAAACGGUGCAUCAAGGUUGCAUUACAAUCUCGCGCCCUGUUUUCAACGAUGCAGAGCCUCGGCUUCUACUGCGCCCUACCUUUCGAUCCAAAACACACGGAAAUUGAGUGUACCCCCAUGCCGAAAUAA
Messenger RNA from Cantharellus anzutake, 318 nucleotides. RefSeq lists its product as uncharacterized. Bases 1 to 318 code for a protein of 105 amino acids. The transcript has 4 exons. The record is from RefSeq and is a predicted model, not a curated record. NCBI's taxonomy places the organism in Eukaryota, Fungi, Basidiomycota, Agaricomycetes, Cantharellales, Hydnaceae.